AUGCGCGGCUUUAACGGUCUAUAUCUGUGGUUGUUGCCAACUCUCGUUGCCGGCCGAAUCGACAGGCAAAAAAUAGUGUCCCAAUAUAAUGUCGUCCGAACGACCCUAAUCGACAAUGAGACAACACCCCUGCAGGUGGGGAAUGGGGACUUUGCAUUCAAUGUGGAUAAUACUGGGAUGCAGACAUUCCUCCCAUUUAAUACCCUAUCGAGCUGGGCAUGGCACAAUGACUCCCUACCGAGCAAUGGAGAGCAACUCGACGAUUACACCGGAGUCCCAAUGUUGACCCACGGCCGCAACGUUUCCUAUGACAUUCCCGAUCCUGACCUCCCUGAAGUGUCCCAGUGGCUGAUUGGGAAUCCGAAUCGUAUAAACCUUGGGCGCAUAGGGCUGAGAUACAAGAAUGCCACAUUGGCAGCGUCUCAUAUUACAGACCCGCGACAGGAAUUGGACCUUUGGAACGGCGUGAUAACUUCGACAUUCAAGGUCGACGGUAAACAUGUCAAGGUAGUCACACAGGGAGACUUUGACUCUGACUCGGUCGCAUUCAAUAUCGAGUCCGAGCUGGUCGAUAAUGGUGCAUUGGCUGUGGAACUGGACUUUCCGUAUCCCCCGAUUCACUCGACUGACUACAAGUACGAAGUGUUCGUUGGCGUGUACGACUUUCCUGAUAACCACACUACGUCCAUUAUUCCCACCAGGAACAAAGAUACAGCUCAUGUUUACCAUGAACUACAAGAGACAAACUACUACAUCAACCUCCGCUGGCCAUCUCACUCUCCUCUUCAACUACUCCAACCCAAGAAUGCAACAUGCCUAGCAAAGCAUCAAUACACACUUAAACCCAGAUCACGAUCAUCAACUAUAUCAUUCACAGCACUCUUCUCCCCAGAAAGGCAAAUCCCCGAGCAUCCUGCCAAAGUCCAACGCAGAAGCAGCGCAGGAUGGAACAAAUACUGGAGCAAAGGCGGCUUCGUCGAUCUCACCUCGUCCACAAACCCGAAAGCAGACGAACUCCAGCGUCGAAUCAUCCUCUCGCAGUACCACGUUCGCGUGAACAGUGCAGCAACAGGACAGUCGCCCCAGGAGAGCGGAUUGAUGAAUAAUGGGUGGUAUGGCAAAUUUCAUAUGGAGAUGGUGGUAUGGCAUAAUGCACAUUGGGCGACCUGGGGCCGGCAAGAGUUCUUUGAUAAUAUCUUCCCUGAGCUCUAUGAGACUCUUCUUCCUUCUUCGUUAGCGAGAGCGCAGUCGAUGGGAUGGGAGGGCGCUAGGUGGCCCAAGAUGACGGAGACGAAUACAGGUGUUAGUUCGCCUGGGGGUAUCAAUGGGCUUCUACUAUGGCAGCAGCCGCACCCGAUGUACCUCGCUCAACUAGCAUACCAGGCAUCACCAACGAGAAAGACACUGAAACAGUGGGAUCGCGUUUUAACAGCGACAGCAGACUACAUGGCGUCGUAUGCAUGGAAGAAUGAAAGCUCAGGUUACUAUGAUCUGGGACCACCGUCUUAUGGCGUCACAGAGAACACACCUCCAGCCGAAACUCUGAAUCUAGCCUACGAGAUAGCAUACUGGCGGUACGCCCUCGACGUCGCGCGAGACUGGAAAGCGAGACUCGACCAGCCCAUUCCGGAAAAGUGGACAAUCGUCGCUGAGAAUCUCGCACCUCCACCGCAAGUCAAUGGCCUUUACGCUGUUUACGAAGGGCUGAAUAGUUCCUGGUGGGAAGAUUCAGAAUUAACAGGCGAUCCGCGGAGCUUGAUUAUGCUGCAGGGUAUACUCCCCGACACUCCGGCUGUUGAUCCAGGGAUUGCAAAGAAAACAGCAGAUAAGGUGUGGGAGGUUUGGACAGAUGAGAAUAUUCGCGGCUGGGGGCGGCCAGUUCUUGCGAUUAACUCGGCGAGGAUUGGGAAUCCGGAUCCGGCUAUUUAUCAUUUGACGGCGUAUGAUUACUGGGUUUUCGAUGAUGCUGGAUUUGCUGUUCGCGGAGGCGAUGGGGGGACGCCUCCACCGUUCAUGCCUGGUAAUGCAGGAUUUCUACUAGCAGUGGCGUAUAUGGCUGCGGGGUGGAAUGGGUCUGGCCAUGCUCCUGGGUUUCCACAGGACGGAUGGGUGGUAAGGCAUGAGGGGUUACAGAGGGCAUUAUGA
This is a messenger RNA of Aspergillus puulaauensis, 2145 nucleotides long. RefSeq lists its product as uncharacterized. NCBI's taxonomy places the organism in Eukaryota, Fungi, Ascomycota, Eurotiomycetes, Eurotiales, Aspergillaceae. Gene Ontology annotation, biological process: carbohydrate metabolic process. The record is from RefSeq and is a predicted model, not a curated record. The coding region runs from base 1 to 2145 and encodes 714 amino acids. The transcript has 12 exons.